This is a messenger RNA of Hevea brasiliensis (rubber tree), 1922 nucleotides long. RefSeq lists its product as uncharacterized. NCBI's taxonomy places the organism in Eukaryota, Viridiplantae, Streptophyta, Magnoliopsida, Malpighiales, Euphorbiaceae. The transcript has a single exon. Gene Ontology annotation, molecular function: protein binding. The record is from RefSeq and is a predicted model, not a curated record. The coding region runs from base 328 to 1746 and encodes 472 amino acids.
UGGACCCCACCACACUUCUCAAAAGUCCAGCUAAACCCCUAUAUCUCUCUCUCCGCCACCUCCUCCACACUGCACCCUUUCUCCCUCUUUCUCUCGUCUUCCUCCACCACUUGUCCCUCCCCCACCACCUGCACCACCAGCAGCACCAAUAAUCUGUCCACCCAACCACCUCUUCCAUUACCCAAAAAAGAUCUUGUAAAAGAUCUCCUCAGUCUUCACUCUCUCUCUCUUCCCUGUUAUGCUCAUGGACUUCUGAUUCCCACCACCCACCUCUCAAAGCCCUCCUCGUCUCUUCCCGUCUUCGCCUUUUCUUCAAAACCCGUAAACAUGGAGAACUAUACCUAUAAUUCAUACCCAGAUUCCGGCCACUCUUCUCCUCGAUCCCGUGAAAUUGAGUUCGAGAACCCUACGCCGUGGGAGGACCAAUCCCAGCAGCAGGCUCAGGAUUGUAAAGCUAAGUUUAUGUGCAGCUAUGGUGGCAAGAUCCACCCUCGUCCUCAUGAUAAUCAGCUCUCAUAUAUUGGCGGCGAGACCAAAAUUCUCGCCGUUGAUCGGAAUAUCAAGUUCUCCAUCAUGAUCGGUAAGCUUGCUGCCCUUUGUGGAGAUACUGAUAUUUCUUUCAAGUAUCAGCUCCCAGGUGAAGAUCUUGAUGCUUUGAUUUCUGUUACUAAUGAUGAUGAUCUCGAACACAUGAUGCAUGAGUAUGAUCGUCUUUAUCGAGCUUCCGCUAAACCUGCUCGUAUGCGGCUUUUCUUAUUCCCGGUCAAUCCUUCUCCGGCAAGUUUUGGGUCUGAAGGAUCCAAAUCGGAAAGGGACCGUUUCGUUGAGGCCUUGAAUUCUGGUCCUAGUCACGUUCCUGAGACCAACAAACCGGCGCCGAAUAAUGUUGAUUUCUUGUUCGGGUUAGACAAGGGUGUUCCUCCGCCGCCGGCGCCGGUCAAAGUGCCUGAUUUACCAGAAACUUAUGUCGGGGUGGGUCACGAUGAUCGGGUUAUAGGAUCGGAUCCUUUGAACGUACAGACCCAGUUGCAGAGGAUGCAGAUUAGAGAACAGGAGCAGCAGACUAUGUAUAGGAAAAACAGUGAUGACAAUUUGGUGGGUGGUUACCCUGGCGAGUACUACGUUCAAAAAUUGCCUGAUAAACUUCCUCCGGCGACGUUGCCUGUUACAGUCAACCCAGCGGUGACUACUCCUGCUGGAUAUUGGCCUGAGAAACAGUUUACCAGUCAGGGAUACCAGCCGGCGGCGGUGACUGUAACUACCACACCGGCUCCACCGGAACAACAACAGGUUUACGUGCUACAAGGUCCAGCUCCGGGCACAGUUUAUCACACUCCAGUAAUGCGACCUGUCACCGGCCAAACAGGUCAACAAUAUUACAUGCCGAGGAUGGGAGGACCCGAUGUUUACCGGGAGCCACCGCCACCAGUGUACAAUAUGGUGCCACAACCGCAACAACCGCCACCUCCAAUAUCUGCAGCGCCGGGGCCCGUGGGGGUCGUGAGGCCAAGUGGGGCGGGAGUGGGGGUGACGGAUACUGGUUACGCAACAGUGGCGUAUGAUAGCGCACAUGGGAGGCAGGUGUACUACACUGCGCAGGGAGGUGUAAUGCAGGCACCUCCUCCGUACCAGGGGGUUGGUGGGGUGGCAGUUACCGGUGAAAUGAGACAUGUUGGUGGUGGUGGUGGCGCUCUGACUCAGGAUGGUAAGGUGUUGGUUUCAAAGGUUCCACAAUCUUCAGUGUGAUUAUGGUAAAUGAAACUAUAAAUAUAUAAUUACCCAUAUUUAGAUGUGCUUCUAAUUUAAGGUUAAUUAUGUGCGUUAAGUUCAAUAUUAUGUGACAAUUGUUGCUUUUUUUCCCCCUUGUAUACAGUGCUUGAGAUCAGAUAAGUCCAUCAUUAUUAGUUUUGUUUGACCUCUAA